UUUGCUACCACAACCACAGCACGAAAAAAAUUUGCUUAGUAUGAUUAUUUUUGCAGAUUGAUCGGUGGGACCAUGGAGAAUGAUGACGUGAAACAAUCGCUGAGAAAGUUUUUGUUCAUCCCGGAGAGAUACACCAAAGCUGCUAAAAAUGACAAUCAAAUAGUUGCUGUGGUACAUCGCUCUUGGCUGAGUUCACUUGUGCAAAAGGGGCGCCCAGACAUAUUCAAAUAUCAUGAGAAACUGACUGAUUAUGAAGUGGAUUUAUUUUUGAAACUAGGAGAGCCUUUUGAGCCAGCUUGGCAGCUUGUAUUAAUUACUGUUCUUCAACUUGAACCAGAUGAAAAUGUUUACCCUCUGCCUCGACCGAGACAAGCAAAUUUGGUUUCCUGGGAUGCGCUUAAUUUGACAUACUCACAACUCCUGCACUACAUUGCAGACACCAACUAUAAAAACUCAUGGAAAGAGGCGUUCAAGAAAUAUUCAUGUCUGCCAGAUACCAAAUCCGCACAAAAAGUUCCGCUGGUUUCAAUGCGCGCAGUCAUCCUGGAAGCUAUCAAACGAUUAUUCUCUUGUCCGGUGAUAAACCUUGAUACUCAAGAAGUGUUUACCGCUCCCAAAGACAGAUACAAUACUCAUCCGAACUGCCUGCCAGCCAUCUGUGCCGCCUUCACCUCUGAUCACAUCUUUCUUCUCCAAAAUUACAUUCCACAUUCGUUGUUUGACUGCGUUACCUUCAGCCCUGCUGUACUCAACUUGGCAAGGUCGAGGUCACUAUUUCUCAUAUACCAAAUACUGCAGCUGCUUAGAGAUUCAUAUGACAAAGGAGUUGCUCUCGGAGGGAUUAGUUUGAAUGAUGUGCUGAUCACUCCAAGUUUAUGGGUCACUGUAGUUCCAAAACUGGAGGAAAACUUGAUUUACCCCAAAGAAAUGCUGUCAGAGGAAAUUUCAGAUGUGGCUGUUCACUGUGAAAAGAAGCCAGAUGCAUCGCUGAGCAAACUCUUGGAUUUAUGGGUUCGAGGGCAGUUGUCCAACUUUGACUAUCUGAUAGCCCUGAAUCGCCUUGCUGGAAGAAGAUUUGGUCAUCCAAGUCACCAUUUUGUCCUGCCAUGGGUGACAGACUUUUCCUCCUCGCAUGGAGGAUGGCGAGAUCUUACCAAAUCCAAAUUCCGACUGAACAAAGGGGAUCGCCAAUUGGAUCUCACUUUUGAGACAGCUACCGGACUGCAAAAUUGUGAUUCAUCUCCAUUACAGAUACCUCACCACGUGUCAGACUUCCUAUCAGAGAUUACAUAUUUUGUCUACUUAGCUAGAAGAACCCCAAAAUCGCUUCUUUGCAAAUACGUGAGACCCAAUUGGGUGCCUGCUGAGUAUCCUAGCUCCAUUCAAAGGAUGCAAGAGUGGACUCCUGAUGAGUGUAUUCCAGAGUUCUACACGAAUCCCAAUGUUUUUAAGUCAAUUCACGAAGACCUUCCAGAUUUGGAGAUUCCAUCUUGGGCCACAUCUCCAGAGCACUUUAUUGAAAAGCACCGACAAGCUUUAGAAAGUGUGUACGUCAGUGAAAAACUUCAUCAUUGGAUCGAUCUCACUUUUGGCUACAAACUGAGUGGAUCAGCCGCCAUCAAGUCAAAAAACGUGUGUCUCUACCUGGUGGACAACCACACCAACAUCUCUGGGAGUGGGGCCGUUCAGCUCUUUACCCAGCCACAUCCUCACCGAACGACCCCCAAUCCUUACAUGGAUAAAAUUGCACCAAAGAUUGCUUUCCCAUCAAGCAAGAGGAGACUAGAGAGCACAUUACCCUGCAUACUGUCUCCUGCUGUUUCUACUCCUGAUAAAAUUGAUGAAUCCAGCGAAUCUCUGAGUGAUCAAGUUGGAGAAGAAUCUCACCCUCUGGAAGGCCCCAAAACAUUGCCUAAAAUUAAAUACACUGUCUCGGCUGAGGAUGCUGUAAAAGCUAUCCACUUGCCCAAGGAUUAUGGGAUUGUUUCCAGCCUGCAAGCAGUUGAGAACCUCUCCAAUUUUUCAUUAGAAGUUCUUCAUGAAAUGCCAAGAGCUGAUAACUAUGGUCAGCGUCAGUUGUCUUCCCAUUACAAGAAAGCAAUAGCUGAAUCCAGGGUUAAGGAGAUGCAAACUCUUGGUUGCUUAAUUGUGGAGAUUUAUUUGUCCUCCAAGUUGAGAGCAGCAGAUCUGGUGCAUUAUGACUUUGCAGCCAGACUAGAGAGGUGUUUGAAAGUGGUGGAAAAAGAGUGGAGGGAUUUGCCUUGCGCAGUGAAGAAAGUUACCUGUGUGCUUCUGGAGUUAGACGAAAGCGGCAGAAAAAUUUCUAGUCACAGUCCAGAUUUCUACCAACCAAUUUCUCCUAUGGGUCUUCCACCCCCGUCCGCGCAUCAGCUGCUGCAGCCAUUGCUUUCUUCAGUUAUACCAUUUCCAGAAUAUUUUGGACCACUUUACAAAUUGUUAGCGGAGAUUCACAACUUGGAAAGGAGCUCCGAUGAAACUUCUGAGCUCCAAGUCAACAUUCUUAAUUCAGGACUACCCAGUCUGCUUCCCAAGAUGGACGAGGACGGUCUGGACUUGCUGGUUCCUCACGUUGUACGCCUUCUGAAAAGCGAAUCGGCCACCAACGCUGCCUGGAGACUUUUCGAUCCAUUGGCCAAAGCCCUCGGUCCGAAUAGGGCUGCAAAAGAACUCUUGGACCCGAUAUCCGACUUGAUGGACAGUGGCGGAGCGACCAGAGCAAAGCUGUAUCACAGGAGUUUCCUCCUGAAGCUGAUGGUCAGAUUUGGCCUGAGGGCAUUUAUCAACAACUUCAUCAAAUCCUUAGUCGAGGCGGUCGGUGGCUACAAAGAUCAGCAGUGCAAGACUCCUACCCUUGAAGCGGAACGGAGAAAAUCAGACACACUGAACGUGGUGGAAAACUUCAAUCUCUGCGACAACGAAGCUGGAAUAUUGUCGCCAUUGGACGAAGACUCAUCGGCAGACUCUGAUAAAGUGAUAACUGAGCAAGAAAUAGUGCCUGGUAAAAAGGAGGAAGGAUCAGACGUUGAGAAUGAACCUGAGGUGUUCGUUCUUGAGAAUGAGGGUGAUGAAAAUGACCCUGCUAACUCAGUCACAUCUCCAGCUGUGGCCCUUGAUCUGAUGGCUCAGUUAGAAAUUGACAUGGAUCAAGAGCCUGAAGGAGUAGCCCAGAGUGGAGAUAUAGAGGAGCCAAAGACCGCUACUCCAAAUUUGGAGCCUGAAGAAGCGGCGGCUGCCACUCCGGUUCAAACUGAAUGGCGUCCACCGCGCAGACCGAACACGGCCACCGAAUUUCCUGUAUCUGAGGAGAGCGCAGAAUCUUUGCUUUGGUUGGCACACAGAUUGGGACCAGUGUUGACAGCUCGCCAUUUGUCGAGAAACCUGCUUAGGAUGCUGUCUCUUUGUUACCUGGGCGAGUCCAGCUUGGCUCCCAGCAAAGGCCAAGAGUCCUCUGAGUCCUGCUGCCAAGCAAUCCCUGGAAUGAAGCUGGUAGGCGAUGUAAACUCUGCUCGAGUUUUAUCUUGCUUGGCUGAAAUUGCUGCAAUCUAUGGAGAGCAGCUGGUGGUUGUUCAGUAUUUUGGACAUAUGACUGAGUUGAUUGCUCUCUGCAAAAGGAAACUCACAUUGAAUAUGGAGGCAGGCUUGAUUGGCUGUCUUUGCCUGAUGUGCAGCAUUGUUCCUUACCUGUCAGAUGCGACCCUAAUGGAGCAGAUUUCGGAUAUCCUCAAGAACAUUUUGCACCCUGCCGUUAGAUUGGUGGCCACGUCCCGCGCGCCGUUUCCAAGUGGGAUCACCGCCAGACGGGCUUUGGCCUACAAACUUCUGGAGGCUCUCUACAUGAUUGCCAUGAGAAUUGGCUCCGACAUGACUAGAGUACACCUCUCAGUCACUCUCCAAAGAUAUUUUCUUGCGUUUGACAAGGCCUACGACAUGAUUGACGCUGAAAGUGGCUUUUUGGAGGUGCGAAGAGAUAAUGGAGAAUUGCUGAAGGGCUCUCCUUUACAAAUUUCACAGGUCAUGGUAUACGAAUCAAUUGACUCUUUUUCACCGCCAGCCCCCAUUCAAGAGGCAGCAAAUGAGUUCCGCAUGAAAGCCUUGCACGAAAUCAAAGCCGUGUUCAAUGAAAAACUUGCGCACUGUAUUUACAUUCCGUUUUACCGGCUCCUUGGCGAAACCUUAAUGGAAAAGAUAUUGAAAAACGAGUCGUUGGUGCGUGAUCUCUGCUACCAGUAUGAGCAGAUGACACCCCGUCUGAAUCAGUGCCAAGGCGCUGGAAGCCUGGUGUACCUCUCCGACCUGCUGCCUCCCGAGGAGAAUCUGAUUGGCACCUCUAGCAGUUUUGGCACUAACGUGUCUGUGAUCGGCAACCGAAUCGAGCUGCAGCGGCCAGACAUUCCCUCGACCCUUCCAAGCCCGGGCUUCAAGAACUUGGACGAGGUGUCCAAUAUUAUCAGCAAGCGGAUGGAGAACACCAGCCGGCACCUGCGGGGCAACUGGCUCGCCUACUGGGACCACGAAAUCGGCCGCUCGGACAAGGACAACAAGUUCAACUUCAAGCAGAUAAAACUGCAGCAGUUCACGGGACACUCGCACAGCGUACGCGCCCUGCUGGUGCUGGACAACGAGAACAGUUUCAUCAGUGGCAGCCGCGACAAGAGCGUGAAACUGUGGUCCCUGCGAAGCCAGGGCGACGGCACCACCGCCUCCACCUGCAGGUGGUCUUACAACCAUCACCGCAAGUCGGUGUUGGCCAUCGCCUAUGUUGAGCCCGUUGGGUUAGUGGCCUCGUGCGACUCGGUUGUGCACCUUUGGGACCCUUUCAUGGGGGCGACCGUCGCGAUACUCGAUGGAGCGAGCCGCGUGAGCAACGCGCCCGUCAACGUGCUUCACGCAAUGCCUGCGCCAAGCUGCUCUGUUUUGGCCGCAACCACUGACGCGACCUUGAAGGUCAUCGAUGUCAGGACUGCUGAAUAUGUCAUUGAGAUGAAGGUAGCGAACGCUGCUGGCGGGCUGAUUCGGUGCAUUUCCGUCUGCAGUAACGGCCACACGAUUGCUGUCGGACAGUCCUCAGGUCACUUGUCGCUGCUUGACAUCCGCACCGGCAUGAUUCUGGCCUCGUGGAAGGGUCACGAGGGGGAAGUGCUUCAACUAGCCGCUUUCCCUGGAUCGACCGUGGUCAGCUCCUCUCUGGACCAGACGGUGGCAGCUUGGAGCUCGGAAAACGGCAGCCUCAGGUGCGUGCUGAAAGGUCAGACCGAGCCUGUCCACUGUCUGAAUGCGUACAAUAUGGAACUCAUUUCGGGCACAACCGCCAACCGAAUUGGCGUUCACACUGCCGUUGGCGAGCAGGCCUCCUUUUCGUCAAAUAGACUGCGCAGUGACACCUUCAAAGGAGUCCUUACCGCCCUUGCGGUUCUGCCCCUGAACAGGCUUUUGCUGCUCGGCUCGGAUGCGGGGCACAUCAGUCUUCUAUGCUAGUCGAAUUAUAUGCUUAGCACAACCAAACAUUCCACUGUACUCAAUCAUUUUUAAUGUCUGAAUUUGCAAAAUGCUGUUUGUAGACACGUUUGAUAUAAGUACAAUCAUAUUUUCUUUGGUUCUAUUCUUGAAAAAAUAAAAAUCCCAUUUAAAUGAA
Molecule: messenger RNA, 5653 nt
Organism: Cloeon dipterum
Lineage: Eukaryota; Metazoa; Arthropoda; Insecta; Ephemeroptera; Baetidae
Gene: Wdr81
Product: WD repeat domain 81
Exons: 13
Coding region: 73-5496 (1807 amino acids)
Biological process (GO): aggrephagy
Cellular component (GO): mitochondrion
Molecular function (GO): protein binding; phosphatidylinositol 3-kinase regulator activity
Source: RefSeq, a predicted model, not a curated record